AUGCUACACGACCAUUCGAAUAACAAACCUGAACAGGGUAAUCUCCCCAUCAUGAACCGUUGUAGUGUUGAAAUGAAUGACGCUUCUGUAGAGGCAUACCACCUAUGUGAAGAACCCACCAAGGUGAAAAUGACCCAGAAGAAAAAAUUUGUGGUUAUGCGAAAGUGGAUGCUAAAGGUACGAAAAAUCAGUUUACACAAGAACACCAAACCUUUUUGGAAGAAAAAAAAAAAAAAAAAAAUUCCCAUCAAAUUGGGCCAAAGGAAAAUCUUCUACUCUGAUCAAUGCAAAGGCGAAGUAGCAUGCCCUCCUGUGAGAAAACCAAAUGAGCAAACAUGCCAAGCAUGUGGCGACAAAAAAGCGCUUGAAUUUGACUGGGCACAUCAUGGAGGAUGGAGAAGCUCCUGUGUGGUAUACUCGCUUGGGAUGACCACUUCCCAUUUCAAGAGAGAAGCCACCACGUUGGUUUUUUCACCUCGUGAGUGUGAAGCCCAAGUGAAGAGGAGCGCAAAGAAUAGCAUUCGUAGUGCAUGUGGUGUGAGAAGCCCUGCGCUGAAGGGAAGGAGGUGUGCGAUGAAGAAGUGGAAAAAACACCCAUACACCUUUCUCAUUAGGAGGAGGUGGCGCGGGGGGGAUAGCACUUUCUGCAUCCUGGGCAGAAUAUCGAGGAUCCAGAUGACGCUCUCCCUGCCGGUGCCCAUCAUUUCGCUAUUCACAGUUUUGCACCACCAUCAUGAUGAUCAUCAUGAAGAUGUGCUUCCCUUUUUUCACUGUGAGCGACACAUGAAUAGUCGGAGCAAGAGCGGGCCAGGUCACAAGCCGUACGAAGGUAUGCAUCUUGUGAGGGAAAAACAAAUUAACAAAACAAAAAAAAGGAAAAGGGUAAAAAAAAAAGAAAAAAAAAGCCAUUUGAGCGCUGGUAAUUCGCAUCUCUGUAAGGCGUAUGUUAUUCUUCGCGCCACACACAGCGCAGGCGUGUGUUAUCCUCACACCAGGGAGGCAUCGCGUCGUGGCCCAUCGGCGGUGGCAGCGGUGGAGAAGUCAGAAGUGCUACAAGUGGAAGGACUUGAAAUACAGCAGGAAGGGGAAACACAGGAAGGAUUCGAAGCGUUGCAAGGGGGGGACGACCUCCGUACCUUCCCAACCGCCUGUGCCUGUGCCAUCUUGACUGGAGUUUCCACCAUCAUCCCCACGGCGCAGGUGAAUAGGGUGAAGCCUUGCCAGGACAAGCCACAACCACAGGGAAUCUCCCUCGCCUACCAUGGAGAUAGCAGCCAUCACAACAGUCGCAGCGACCUGCGAGGCAGAAUAAAACGAAAAAAAAACCUAACACCAUAUAUGGUACAAUUCACCUGUCCAUUUUCAUCACGACUUUCAAAGCAAAGUAAAGAAGGAGCUUCUUUGUGUGUUGAGAGCCCAAGUGGUCUCGGUGGAAGUCAUGCAAUUAAGGUAUACAUACAAACAAAAGACAAAACGACAGACUCCAGAAGGAAAAAAAGUGAACUUCCAUUUCGUGCGGUGCAACUAGUUGGAGUUCCCGCUUCAUGGGAUGUUUCUUUUAAUCGGUGCAAAGUAGACUGUGAUAACAAUGACAUAGGUGCAAUUUGUUCUAAUUUUACGCGAACCCUUUGUGGGCUACUCAAAAGGAAUGAUGAAGCGGAAGAUUAUUGCAUCUGCCUGAAUUUGCUGCUUCACCUAUUCGUUUUGAGCGCCUACAAGACAGGAGCUGUUAAUCGAAUUGGUAACAAUCUUAGCAAAUGUAGCAGUAUAUGUUUGAACCCACACAACAUUUGUGUUGUGCUCAGUGACGAGGGGGUUCAGGGUUCAGCGCUCAUGGGUGGUAAAGGGACGCGAAAUCGUAAAGAGGAGAAGUACUACCCCCCUAGUCACCUCAUGUCCGGGUGCACGACUAGCCCAACGUUGUGCCUGAUCACAUGGAAAGAGGAGAGGAAACACAGUUCAGAGAAGCUGUUUAGCAACACGAAGCAGUGUAAUAAAAACAAGCUCACUGUCCUUCGGGAUACACCUCUCCCAUUCCGCGGCUAUGAAGUCCCCUCCCAGUACACAGCUACAAAUGCAAAUAAAGUUGCAGAGGAGCGACUUCACGGUGAUAAAAAAUUUUACGACUCAGAGCACCAGAUGUGCAAGAUGUGGGUCGUGAAAAGGGGUGCGCAUCUCUUUUAUUUCCCCCGUAAUGGGGGAAAUGCACCGACAAGUAGCGAAAGCGGGGGAAAUAACCCCACCGCCCGUGAAAGGGAUAACUGGUGCGGUAAGUAUGCCUCCACCCAAAUCAAUAAAGCAUUACACGAUGAUUACCGUUGGUGUGGCGGUCACCAAAACGCUUACACAGGUAGGCAUUGCCACAGGGACCCACCAAACCGAAUGGCAAAAAGGCAGCAGCAGACGCAGCGGCAACAUCAGCAUGAUGAACAGAAGAAGAGGCCAACCCAACAGGAGAGUAAUCCUAAGCACACAUACAUGAAGAUGAAUGGACAAAGACACGAACAUGAAAUAAAGGUAUGCGAAGCAGAGAAUACAGUGGGGGGCAUGCGAAAGAGUUGCACAAGUGAAAGAAAUGCAAAAGUGUGUUGUCCCCCCCCACUCCUUGCCAUGCGAAUCUGUAAAGGUAAUCUACCAAAUACUCAUCAGUACAAGAAGAGGGCAUUCCAGAUGAGGAGAACGAACUGUUCGUGUGACACCAAAUACGCCAGUGAGCACACUAAUGAGGGAAUCUUUGCUCCCAUGGCAGAAGAAGCGGAUCGGAUAAGCCACACCAGAGAGCACGCCAACCAUGUGGGUAGUCCAUCCUCAGGGGGGAACAAUCAGCACUACGAUGAGGUGUACAAGGGUGAAUUCCUCAUCGGCAACGUAAGUGGUUCGAACGUAUUAAAUCAAUUAACCGACUUGCUCAACCGCUCCGAUGGUGGGGGUGGGGUAGCCCCCCUUGUUACACACCCCAGCCAAGGUCAGAAACCAGGAUGCCCCUCGAACGGGACCCAUGUCGUAAAAAGAGGCACUAGUUACACUUACCCCAGGGAAGAAAAUAAAAAGAGGAGCACGCCUACUUGGAGCUACCCACAUGGUAGCCCCCAUAACGAAUAUCCUCACAAAAAGAAAAAAAACAUGUCGCAAUUUUGCACACCAAAAUGGGAAGAGAAGGCGGAGCAAUUCUCAGCACUAGGAGGGGACUCGCCAAACGGGUUCGCACCUACCCAUGGUGAGGGAAAGGACCAUGUCGUCAUUCCGAGUAAUUAUGUUGAGGCGGAUCAUUCACAUAAGGUUAAUCAUGCAAUUGGUGGAGUUUCAAUGACACCUACCCCAUUUGAUAAUAGCUCCUUGGAUGAACCCAACUUCAGAGGGGCAUCCCUUGUAGAGGGAGCUAUAGAACAGACGUCUGAACUUGCCAUCGGCACACCCGCUGGAAAGCCCUGCUUUGACGAGAGCUCCAGUGAUGAUGAUUCACGUGUGGAGGAGAACUUGUCAUGUGGAACAGUGCACUGGAUGGGGAACAGACCGAAGAGGUACAACAUGUACCUGGCGACGGACCCCACCUACCCAUCGACCGUAUGGACCGCGAAACGCAUGGAGGUAGCUUUAUCCGGGGGAGGAACCUCAAAUGGCAAGGGAGUACUCGACCGAUGCGACAACGCAAGCGACGUAACGGACGUGUCAGAUGUGCAUGAAGGGGAUAUGAUUCGGAACAAAUUAAUGAAUUGUAAACAUGUGGAGGAAGGGAGGAAUUUGUUGCCCCCCUUAGGAGGAGAGCAAGUUAAGAAUGAUGUAACGGCAAAGGGAGAAGGGGGAAAGAAGAACAAAAUGGUGAGCCAGCAGGGGUCCAUUUUGAGCGAGGAGUUACCACAGGAAUGCCUAGAUAAUAUGCUGCGUACAAAUCAGGACAUCGCAUUGGAAGGGAAUGGUAGCGGUUGCCGCAGCGAGGUUGACAACGGUAGUGAUUGCCACAGCGAGGGCGGCGCCGAGGGGAACGAAGAUGAAAACGUGGACCUGGAAGUGGCAGUGAUGGAGAGACACAGUAGCAUCCUAGUGAACAGGGGAAUAAGAACAAAGAAGUGUGUGGACUACUCACUCUACAACACGUACGCCAAGUCUUCCUUCCUGCAAUGCGCAGAGCAAGCAGAUAAUCAUUUCAUAGGGUAUUACCUAGAUCGAUACAAUGAUGAGAAUUUUCAACACCUCAGACAGAAGGUAAAGUUAUGUUUGUCUCGCACAUUUGCUAAUUUAAAAACGACUAGCGAAACGUGUGUCUUACAUUUCACCAACCUUAUAUUUGACCUGUACAUAAGUAGAUUCAAUUCGAAAAAUGAAAUUAUUGAAAGUAUAAUAAAUGAUAUCGUCACAGAGGAAAAACAAUUCUCAGAUGUGAUGAUCCAAUUGUUAAAAGAAUUUUACCCAAAGGUGUAUAAUGACUUUGUUUUUAAAGAACAGCUAAAAGGAAAAUAUAACAUUCUAUAUAAAGAGUUGAAGGAUUCAUGUGAUUUGAUUUAUCAUUUCAUAGCUAUCAUCUGUCUUUUCAUAUCGCAGAAGUAUUACAAUUACAGACUGAUCUCCAUUGACCUAAUCGCUAAGACCUAUUGUAAGAGUCACUUGGAAGGUCUGCGCAAAGUGUACUCAAGAAACAAUGAACUCAUUAAAGAUGCCUCCCCAGACUACUACUCAGCAACACAGUAUCUCGACUCCACCUUCUCUGCUCAUAGUGUUAAUAAAAAUUUUGCUCUUGAAGUAGAAAUUUGUAUUUUAAAAAAAUUAAAUUAUGAUCUCUCCAUUCCUACUCCAUAUAGUCUACUGGACAGUCUGUUAAAAGCAAAUGAGAAUAUUAAUUUUUUAAAAUUAAAAAAUGAUUAUAAUGCUACGGAGGGAGAGAUUCUUCUUCGAAUCGCUAGCAUUGACAAUAUUUUUUUGAAGUACAAAUCUUCUACUCUUUCGAUGGCCAUUUACGAGAUUUUGAAUUUCAACAUUUGUAAAGACAAGAUGCAGAAGGAGUUGUUUCACUUUACCAACUUUAAGGACGACUUUUGCUUCCCACCGACGGCCACUCCACGCGGGGCGGCGACCAACACGAUUAACGCGGUGAGCGCGGCCAGCGCGGUCAAUGUGGCCAACGCGGUUAACGCUGCCAACGCGGUCAAUGCGGCCACUUGUGCCGACUGCAAGAGGCACACACAUACACAGACCGAAGCGGCCGAGAAGAAAAAGAAAAACGAACUCAAACUCCUCAAGCGACAGGCCAGGAGCCUGGUCAUCGCGGAGGAGGAGGACCGAUUCAUCACCGCCUCCAAUUAUAUUAACCAGAAGGCACUCCUCUACCAGUGUGUCAAGCGCACCCUUAUCGGCAUCUGCUCCGUCAUCAAGAAGAAGGUCCCCAGGUACUACUACGACUCGGACUUGGACCGAACGGACAGACUCAAGGGUUACAUAAGGAACUUCCACAACGGAAAGCGCGCCUACCUGGACAGGCUCAGGGCGAAGCGGGAAGCUAAAACAGACCCCUCCAAUGGCGAGGCUCCAGAGUCCGCAACCACCGCCGCGACGUCCGCUACGACCUCCGCUACAAUCUCGGCUGCUGUCACUGCCGAAAACGCUCCCCCCCCGAGCAGCAAAAAGCGAAAGCGCGCGGACGUAGCGGGGCACAAAAGCGCCGACGAUGAGCGGAAAGACCAAGACAAAUUCCAAAGUGCAAAAAACAAAAUAAAAAAAAAAAUUAAAAAAAAAAUAAAAAAGCUGAAAGCGUUCAAGUGGGAAGACAUCCCAAUUCAGUACUGCGCACCAUAUGUGCUGCAGGGGAAGGAAAUCAAAAUUUAUAUAAAAAAAGACGACGAAGAGGUGGGGGAUGGGGAUGGCAAUGGCCAUGGCAAUGGCGCACAAAAUGGAGACACGGGGAGGAAAAACUCCCUAAGUGGCAUAAAGGGAGGAAGCAAAAAGAGCGGUGACACGCAGAGGAAGAACAAAAAGAAUUACAUCAUCGGGACAAGGACGAACUCGACCGAUGAGCAUCUCGUGUUUUACUAUAACUACCUAAGCAAGCUGCGAAGUAGGCUCGUGGAAGGGCUAAAAUACUUGCUCCGUCGAAUUAAAAGGAUUAAAAGCAGACAUGUGUGUGUGUCGUUGAUUAACUUGAGUUAUCUACUUAACAAGGAGGGGCUGCGAAAGAAACGCAAAAAGGAGAAAAAAAAAAAAAACAUUCCCCUUUACAAGCAGCUAACUAACGAAAUUAAAAUUUUUUUUAUGUGGCUGUACAAGCUGACGAACAUUGAGAUCCGCCCCCUGAUCCGCUUCGCUGACCUGAAGUAUAUCGCUUGCAUCAAGUGCUAUGAGAGGAGCUACGCCAGGUACGUUGCUCGGGCGUUGGGGGAGGGAACAAAGCGGGAAGGGGAAAAAGGUCAAGGGGGAAACAGUGAAGGAGACAAACGGGAUGGCAACACUCAUAGUUCGGCCAAACGGGGAUCAUCCAAACAUAAGCGCCGCAGCAUCCUCGAGAAGAAGUAUGCCCAGGAAGUUUCCCAGUUUACCGAGGCGGAAAACAAAAAAUGUUACCCAUACCUAAAGCGCAGCAGCUCCAUGGCGGAUCUCACCGGGGGCCACUGUACAGGGAAGACCAACAAAAAGGGGGCGGCAAGGAAAAACGGAAAAGAAGCAAAAAGUAACUGUUCCCAAAAAGAAGGCCUCGUCCACAACAAAACCAAUUUUUAUGAACAAACUAGCCAAAAUGCGAAAAAUGAAGAGUACGAAAUGGCUAGCUGCACAAAAAAAAAAAAAAAAAAAAAAAUGAACAAGGCUACGAGGGUGACGACCAAGUAG
Molecule: messenger RNA, 6813 nt
Organism: Plasmodium fragile
Lineage: Eukaryota; Apicomplexa; Aconoidasida; Haemosporida; Plasmodiidae
Exons: 1
Coding region: 1-6813 (2270 amino acids)
Source: RefSeq, a predicted model, not a curated record